UUUUGCUCAUGGCUCGUACUAAGCAGACUGCUCGUAAGUCCAUUGGAGGAAAGCCUCCUAGGAAGCAGCUAGCCACCAAGUUUGCUGCCCGUAAGUCUGCUCCCACAACUGUGAAGAAGCCUCACCGUUACCGCCCUGGAACUGUUGCUCUUCGUGAGAUCCGCAAGUACCAGAAGAGCACGGAGCUACUCAUCAGGAAACUUCCAUUCCAGAGGCUUGUUAGGGAGAUUGCCCAGGACUUCAAGACUGACCUCCGCUUCCAGAGCCAUGCGGUGCUGGCCCUUCAGGAGGCUGCAGAGGCCUACCUGGUGGGUCUCUUUGAGGAUCCGUGGCGAGAGGGCUUAAGGAGCUUGCUUUGCCUGUGGGAAUGGCUCUGGCGGGCAUCUGUGUCUGCUUUUGCUGCUGUUUUUAGUGAUUGUUUGGAACUGCUAGCUCUAAUUUAG
Triticum dicoccoides is the source of this 443-nucleotide messenger RNA. RefSeq names its product histone H3.3-like. Bases 9 to 443 code for a protein of 144 amino acids. Gene Ontology annotation, molecular function: DNA binding; structural constituent of chromatin; protein heterodimerization activity. Gene Ontology annotation, cellular component: nucleosome. The transcript has 4 exons. NCBI's taxonomy places the organism in Eukaryota, Viridiplantae, Streptophyta, Magnoliopsida, Poales, Poaceae. The record is from RefSeq and is a predicted model, not a curated record.